Messenger RNA from Gekko japonicus, 5845 nucleotides. RefSeq names its product sterile alpha motif domain-containing protein 9-like. Lineage: Eukaryota; Metazoa; Chordata; Lepidosauria; Squamata; Gekkonidae. The record is from RefSeq and is a predicted model, not a curated record. The coding region runs from base 1 to 4860 and encodes 1619 amino acids. Gene Ontology annotation, molecular function: protein binding. Gene Ontology annotation, cellular component: cytoplasm. The transcript has a single exon.
AUGUUGUUCACAUUUUGUUUCUUUUUUUCAAGUGCUAAAUUUAAUAACUUUGGGUUCUUUUUUUUAAGCGCUAAAAACAAAAGUAUUAAGAAAAAUGACCAGCAAAAUUUGCCUGAAAAAAUUGAAGACUGGACAAAAGAACAUGUGAAACAAUGGGUGACAGAUGAACUUAAGCUUGACGAGAAACAUGGCAAUACCCUUCUUCAGCAAGAUGUGACAGGCACCAGUUUGAAGCUCUUGCAAAUGCAAGACCUCAUUGCUAUGGGAAUAACCUAUGGCCCAGCCAUACAAAUUAUGCAUGCUCUAAAAGGAAAAGAUGAUCCAGGUGAGGGCACUAGCAAAGUUCCUGGUAAAGAACCCAGCAUAGAGACUCUCAGUGCCAACUCUUUCAUGGAAAACAGAGACGGAGGAAAGAUGGAAGAAAGUGCCCGAGGGAAAUCGAAGUCAACUAAUGCCUAUGAAUCUCCAGAACCUGCAACAUCUGAACAACCACAGCCUCCAAUUCAAGAAACAAUGGACAACGUGAUUGGCCCGAAAGAUGGAGAAAAACCACUUCCAGACAGACAAACUUGCCUACCAUAUCCUUUUGAUGACUUCCACAGUGGUCACCGUUAUAUACAACAACAUGUUCUCAGCAUUCCUGAGACAGGGCCACUUAAUCUCAUUGACCCAGCUCAUGAGUUUAAACUUUUUACAGAUGCAAUUCAAAAAGCAACUAAAGAGAAUCUGAAGUUCAAAUUUUGCAAUGAGGUUUUCAGAUUUGCUGCAGCAUGCAUGAAUUCCCGCAGCAAUGGUACUAUCCAUUUAGGAGUACUGGACAAACCUCAUGGGGAAAUUGUUGGAGUGAAAGUUGAAAGCAAAGAUAUAUACAUUUCCUUUUUUAAUACAAUGAUACAGCACUAUUUUGGAAGAAUUGUGGAUGUUGCAAAAGAUUGCAUUAGGGAGCCUAGGUUUGUGGAAGUGUUACAGCAAAAUAACACUGCCUCAGAGACAUUUGUCAUUGAAGUAGAUGUGGUACCAAAACACUCCUGUUGUCAAUCUAACUAUUUCCCUAGUAAGAUAUACAACUAUGUGGAAAGAAAAUGGGAAUCGUGUUUGUUUAUAAGAGAUGGCCCUUCUUCUAAAAACCUCCUUAAAGACAGUAAAAAACAUAAAUUAUUUAUGUCCAAGUUGGACGAGUUAGCAGCUUCACGAAAGGUUGCUGAGGAAAAACAUCGAGAAAACAGGAGGAAGAGAGAUUGUGAGGGUCCCAAGCUGGUGAGCCUACUCACUGGGAAUAACGACUUGCUAGAUAACUCCCAUUAUGACUGGUAUAUUUUAGUCUUAAACAAAUGCCACCUAUCUGAUAUAAAGCAUGUGAACUUUUUGCAGGAAAUAAACUUAUUUGCUGUUCUAGAGUUAGAUCCUGAAUCAGCAAGCAAUGGUGUAGUCAAAGCAUUCAGAGAAAACAGAGCUGCAAACCUUCAUAUUCCAAUGAAAUAUCAGAAGCCUAGGAAUUCAACUUCUGAAACAAUUGAAGAGCUGAAUCUAUAUCAGCAACCAAGUUGGAUUUUCUGCAAUGGUAUGUCACACCUGAGAGGUGAAGAAUAUCAGCCAUUGGACCCUAAGUUGUGGCAGCAACAGAGGGCUGCUGAGGUCCGAAAACUGAUUGCAUUUCUUUCCCAUCCAGACAUAAUGCCAAGAGGGAAAGUUUUGGUUGUGUUUCUCCUACUAUCCCAAGUAGAGGAUCCAGGUGAUCCCAUGAUUGAAGUAUUUUGUAUGUUUUAUCAAGAGCUUCGAGGACUUGAUGACAUGCUGUGUAUUUGUAUUGGAGAAAAAACUUACCAGUGCUGGAAAGACCUCUUGCAAGCCAGAUCUAUUGAACCAGAUGCACUAGCAGACAGGUGUAUAUCUAAUCUGAGCCUGGACAUGGUGGAUGGAACUAUCCUAAAAUUAAGAUCAGUGACACAAACCUCUCAGAGGUUUUUACCAUCAAAAGGAUUUUCUUCUUCAGUUCUCUCAAAGAAAGAAGAAGACUGCAUGACUGCGCUAGAAAUACUUUGUGAAAAUGAGUGCAAAGACACAGAGAUUGAGAAAGAUAAGGAUCGUUUUUCAAAAUUUAAAAAAUCCCAAGAAGAGCAUUUUUAUAGAGGUGGAAAAGUGUCUUGGUGGAAUUUUUAUUUCUCCUCUGAAAACUAUAGUUUGCCUUUCAUCAAGCGAGACACAUAUGAUAAACUUGAAAAGCUGAUUGAAUCAGAGUCCCAGACCCUGAAACAGUCUCCUACAAAAAUUAUCAACCUCUACCAUUAUCCAGGCUGUGGUGGCACUACCUUAGCUAUGCAUAUUCUCUGGGAGAUGAGGAAGAAAUUUAGAUGUGCUGUUUUGAGAAACAAAACACUUGAUUUUACAGAAAUUGGAACACAACUGACCACCUUAAUCACAUAUGGGGCAUUAAACCAGUUUGAUUAUUUGCCUGUUUUGCUACUUGUGGAUGACUUCGAAGAGCAAGAAAAUGUUUACUUGCUGCAGCAUGCUAUCCAGUCUGCUAUAACCGAAAAAGGUAUUAGGUAUGAAAAUCCUCUGGUCAUCAUCUUAAACUGUAUGCGGUCACAGAAUCCUGGAGAAAGUUCAAAGAGCAACAGUCUGAACAGUAUUGCUCUGAUACAAAGUCUAAAUGUGAAAGAACAAAGAGCUUUUGAGGAAAAACUGAAAGAAAUUGAAGACCAGUAUGAGCAUCCUGAAGAUUUUUAUUCGUUUAUGAUUAUGAAGAAAAAUUUUGAUCAGCAGUACAUUGACAAUGUAGUUAAGAAUACAUUGAAAGGUCUUGACAUUACAAGCAAGCAAGCUCAAUUUAUUUCCUUUCUGGCACUGUUAAAUUCUUACAUUACAGAAUCCACCAUCUCAGUCUCACAAUGUGAAGAUUUUUUAGGAAUUAGCACCAAAAAAGCCUACUGGGGUAGAGAAAGCUUAGAUGACAAGAUGGGAAAUUGUUCCAACAUCAUAAUAAAAACUGAAGUGCAGGAACUUGGUCGCUACGAAGGGGUACGGAUCAGUCACUCCCUCAUUGCUAAACAGUGUCUUGAAGAAUUUAAACAAACAUACAAGUUGACUAAAAGUGAGAUUACGCUUUCGUUGUUACGAAAUAAUUUAUUUUAUGACACUGGCAUAGGGAGAGACAAAAUACAGCAAGAUGUGCAAAGCAUGCUGCUUACAAGACACCGAAAGGAACAUGGAGACGACACAGACACAUUGUUUUCCCCAUUAAUUGAAGCCAUUCAAAAAGAAGAACGAGGAACUGAAGUUGAAAGGGUGUUAACGGAAGGAACCCAACGAUUUAGCCAGAAUGUAUUUCUUAGUCAAGCCUUAGCAAGGCAUUUCUACAUUAAGGAGAAAAAUUUUGGUCAUGCCCUAGAGUGGGCUCUGAAAGCAAGAAAAGGUGCACCUAACAAUUCAUACAUAUCAGACACUUUAGGCCAAGUUUAUAAAAGUGAGAUAAAGUAUCGCCUUGAGGAAAAUGCACAGAAAUCUAUCAUGAGUGUUGAAGUUCUGAAAGAUUUGUUGAUCCUUGCCAAGAAUGCCUCAGAAGCAUUUAAAGUAUCCCAACAACAAACAGAAAAUAAAGAGAGUGAAAAGGAAGAUUUUCAGAGAACAAAAUACAAAAGAAGGUAUGAAAUAUAUAAUACAUCUGGUUAUCUGGGGGAAAUAGAAACUGGGUUGUACACUAUAGAAAUUCUUGAAUGUACUCCUCUGUUCAAUCAAAAAGAUGAGAUUUCUAGAAAACAUCUCAUACACUUCUUAUCAGGAAACCAGGGUAUCUCAAAAUCCACAUGGAAUGCAGGAAGUGAAGAAUAUAGAGUGAUUCUUGAAGAGUAUGGGAGCUACUUAAGUACCUUGCAAGGAAGUUUUAAAAAAGCAUUUGACUUUUUUGAGAACUACUUUGUCUUUCUGAAACCAAAGAACCCUGAAAAGGAAAUCGUUGAGCUCAAAACACGGAAGAAGGUUCAUGAAUUUUUCAAAAAAUAUGUAGAAAUAUUUUGCAAAUCUGAUAUGGACCUGUUAAUGAACUCAAAACUGAGUUCAUCUUUGCAAGUGGAAAAUUAUAGGAAAAGUUUAGAGGGUUCCAAAGCAGACAAGUUUUCUGGGCUUUUGGAACAUCUCAGUAAUCAUGAAAAAUCAACAAGCAAACUGGAGGACAUAGUAAAGAAGUAUAACAUUUUGCUUGCUCAGAGCUCUACCAAAUCUCUGCAGAGGGACAAACAGAAUCUUAUCUUGGCCAGUAUCAUUCUCCAUUGCCUCAAUCCCAAAUCUAAGAUGGUAAGACCCUUUUCGGAGCUGAAAGAACAGCUCAGAACAAUCCUACAAUCAGUGGGCCUAGAGCACCGAUUUGCAGAGCCGUACUUCCUAGCUUCCUUGUUGUUCUGGCCUGAAAAUCAAAAGCACCUAGAUAAAGAUUCCAAGCAAAUGGAAAAAUAUCUCAGUUCAUUAAAGAAGGCAUUUAAUGGGCAGUACUGGCAAAUGUGUCGUUCCAAACAACCUAUAGCAUUUUUCUACCUUGGGAAAGGCAGCCUUUUGAAUAAAUUUAUUCACAAAGGAAAAAUUGAUGACUCUUUCACUUCUCUGUGCAGCAAGAGCUUGAGCACCCUGUGGCAAAGUGGAGAGAUAUGGAAAACGCCGAAUGCUAAACGCCUUUUGCUUCGGUUGACUGGCAAAGCAGAAGAUAAUCUCAUAUAUGUGGAUUACGGCAUUGAGGAAGACAUUAGAAUAUCAGCACGGCCUGUUUUCUUAGGCCAGUUGAAGAGCGGCGGAAGCAUAGAAAGAGUGUCUUUUUAUUUGGGGUUUUCCAUUGGAGGCUUGAUAGCCUGUGACAUAGAGAUCAUUUAACUGUUUUUCAAACCGUGUUCCUCUGACUUCGUAAAUGGAAUGCAGCAUUUCUCUUGUCUAUAGCAGCUGCAAGAGGCAUAUGUUACUCCCUACCACUGUCCGCCAUCAUGAUCGCACGGGCUGCAUCUCCUGACUUUAAAGGGAAAGGGCUCUGACUGCAUCUGCAGUACAGCUGCACUGAUAUUCCCUCGGGCUGUAAAAUGACUUAUAGUGGUCUUUCUAAGUGAUCCAUGUUUCUGCUGAAGAUUCCUUGGUGAGCCCUGCCUUUUGGUGCUCAUAGCCACAACAGCAGUGGAAGAAGGGAGUAAGCAAAUAAUGACUAGAGUAGGGGUCCCCCCCACCAUGCUGCCUCUGGGCUCCAUUGUGCCCACCAACACCUUUCCAAGUGCUUUUGGAAAGUGGACAAGGCCAGAUGGGGCUUUUGCCCAGUAUGGUUUCUGAUUGGUUGAGCCGAUUUUUUAAAAUGCUGUUUGGGAACAGCUGCCACCACAGCACAAGGAUCUUCACUGAACGACUGAAAGUAAUCUGUGUGUACAGGCAAGAAGAUAUUUUUAAACGUAGGCUAAAUUUAAGAGGUAUCCUAUUAAGCACAGCUUCUGCCUGAAAUGUUGAAGAAUUAAUAUUAGAAUUACGCAUAACCUGACAUUUGGAUUUGGCGUUGCCCCCUGUGAUGGCAGUCUUGCAGCUGAGCCCACCACCAUCCUGGGUCAAAAUUCCAAAAGCACUCACAGGCUCAAAAAGGUUGGGGACCCCUGGACUAGAGAACAGGUUGUCUUGACUAUUAGGUAUUGAUAUUCCUGUCUGCUGCAAAUUAUUCUGUUAGCUGUCACCCAGCUUGUUAUAGUGCAUGACAGAAGACAAUUUCUUUAUGGUAUUAAAUCUGUUGCAUGUCAUCUGUUGUAUUGCAAACAGAAAGGUUGCUUUAAUUAAUCAUAAAACCAGUCCUUGAUUGUCCCCAAGAAUGUGGUUUUUCUCUUGUACUUGA